UUCAUAAUAUGACAAUGUAGAUGAAUUUCUUUUGUGUUGGAAUAGUAACCAAUCUUGGUCACAGAAAGAUGAUUUGUUUUUAAGCUAAUACAUGUAUAUUGUAACAUUAAAAUCAAUAUUCAGUCUAUUUCAUCUGCCCAUUUUGAGUUCUUUGACCAUGUUGACAGAUGUGUUUUAGCUUAGAAGAAAAUGUAAAACUGAAUUGAAAAUCAAAUUAAUGGAGAACAAAUUUAUAAUUAUUAUGUUGAUAUUUUGUGACUGAAAGAAAUAAUAUAACAGUUUCCAUCAUUUUUUGAAUGCUUCUCAAAAUUUGUCGAGUAAGGUUUUAAGGUAAGGCUUACAGUGUACUCCUGUUUAUAUAUGGUACUCAUAUGUACUAUUUUGGACAAUUAUAUGGUGUUUUGGAAAAUAAUGUACUGUGUGUUUUUAUAUACCUUAAAUUGACAGUAAUACAUCACUUGAGUUCUCUUAUGCUGUAGCUAAUUCUUUAGGUGACCUUUCUUUUCAUUUGAUUAAAGAAAUAUUAGACAGGCAGCAUUCUAUUUGGAGAACAAAUAUUGUUUUAUAAGACAGAUGGGCCCUAAAAUUAUGAUGCAUCAAAAUUCAGUUCAUGAUAGGAUUAUGGCUCAUAGUUAAAGCAUGGAUUUUGAACAUGUGAUGUAUUCCUGAAUUUGUUCAGAGGCUACUAUACAAUGACAAAAGUCUUGACUUGAUGCCAGAUUUUUGUUUUUAUUUUAGUAUAUUCUGAACUCUAGGAAUAAAUGUUGUUAUGAAUUUCAGAUAUGCUGAUAGAGAUUUUUCAGGGCUGAAGUUUGAGGCAGUUGAAAUUACUAUGAUCACUCAUGCUAUUGUUCUGGGAAGACUGUAUUCAACUCUCAUUCUAGUUCAAAUUUAACCGCUGUACAAUAUUCUCCAGAUUUGGUUCACUUUUGGCAUAAAUUGGCUAUGGUAUUUUAUGUUUUUAAAUGUCAAUUAUACCAUCCUCUUUAUAUCUACCUUACGUUUUCCUCCCAUCAUCUGCAGGAGUCUAUACUCUGCUAUGUUUUUUGCUAGCUCCCUAAACAUCUCCAGGAGUCUAUACUCUGCUAUGUUUUUUGCUAGCACCCUAAACAUCUCCAGGAGUCUAUACUCUGCUAUGUUUUUUGCUAGCUCCCUAAACAUAUCCAGGAGUCUAUACUCUGCUAUGUUUUUUGCUAACUCCCUAAACAUCUCCAGGAUGUUUAUUUACUUAUGAAGUCUGCUAUGUUUUUUGCCAAGUCUUACUAAAUAAGCACUAGGUCAGAUUGUGUUAAAAUUAGCAUUUAUUACAAAUGCCAAACAAAAUCACAAUAUACAAAAUAUAAAUGUCACACUUGUUGGAAUUCAAGUAACAUUUAUCUUGUCUAGACUAGCAAAUCACACAAUUAUGGAUAUGAAAACAUACAUAAUAUAGUGGUGGAGUACAAAUGGCAAAAAGAUUAAGCUAUACUGCAUAAAACAGGCCACAAACUUGACCAUAUCUAAAAAUAUGGGCAAUUGCCCCAAUUAUGACAACUUUUUUGAAACUAUUAUAUAAUUGAUGCACUGACAAAAGAUUCUUCAUGCAUUUACAAGUCAGCAUUAGUAUAAAUGAUGGAAGAGGGCAGGUGAAAUUGGUUUCAUUGACAAUUUUGUGGAAAAUAAGCAUAAUUCCUGGAAUAUGAAAACAUCAAAGCUCUUCGUCCAUAAUUAAACAUAUAAAAUUGUUAACAAUGCCAUGAUGUAGUCUGAAUACUAGAUUAAAUUUUAUUUUAUUUUAUAAAGAAAAGAGAUCCAUUUUGGAAGGACCUUUUACAGAUUUCAAAUAAUUGGCACAAUUUGAUAUAAUGAGAAAAUGUGAAAGUAUGAAAUCAUGUAUCCAUACAAUGACUCAUUUGCAAUUAUUUUGAAAAAUUGUAUGUGUUUGAAAAGUUUACAUGGCCAAUUUAGGCCCUUAUUGAACUAAUUGCAUUCCAUUGCACAUGUACUAAUAAGUUUUUAAUCAUUCAUCUUCAUGAUUAAUUAUGUUUGCUUCAACAGAAUUCCUUGCUGAAUGUGAAAACUUUCUGAAAUUAAUUAACACAUUUGACUUGUUUCACUAUAUUACUUUUCUACUAAUAUCAAUGUGGAAGAAUGAUCAUGUGAUAAUCUCUUUUUGCAUCAACUAGAGCAUUUUGUGUUUGAAAUGUUUCAGCUCACAUUCUAACAAGUAUAGUCCCAGUACUAAUAAACGAAGGCAGCAUCACAGGUCUGGGAAGCUUGAGAAAAUGGCAUGUUGAAAUAUUCCUUAUUGUGCUGUUGCAUCUUAAAAUAUUUCUAAGGUAAAGGGAAUUUAUUUGUUAACAUUCUGGUAGAAAUUGAAGAGAGAAAAAAAAUUCCAAAUCAUAUAAAACUUUCAAGACAUGGGCUUCCAUGGAAUUAAAGACACCAGUUGGUAUGCAGAUAACUUUUUAACUUUGACAUUCUAAAGAGGUAAGUGCCAAUGUUUAUAAAUACAUGUACCUUAUAACUGAAUUAAAAAAUGAAAAGAUUCUGCAGGUAGCUAUUUUUUGUGGUAUUCCUUCAACCAUCAAAAAAUGACUACCGGUAUCCCAUAAUUAAAAUCUCCAAAAAUAUAUGCCUUCAUUUCAUAUACCGACCUGCAGAAAAAAACACCUUUAUGUGUUAUUGUAAACACUACACAGUGGGCAUUCAUUUAGCUUAUUUUCUGUAGUUGUAUUAAGUUUCAAGUUAUCUUCAUUUGAGUUUGAAGGCUAAUUGUAAACAUAAUGUAGUCUUAAUUUUUUUCCACCAAAACUACUGUGAGAACUUGGUUAAGAGCGAUACAGUUAGCCUUUUCCGUAUUUUCAGUAAUUUGUGUUUUGAUGUUGUGAGAUAUUUCUUCAUGUGCUGUUGGAGAUUUAUAUUCCAUUGCUGAUUAGUACUGAAAUUCCAAUAAGUCUACAAUGCGAUUAUGAAUGCUAAAGGAUGACUGAUGAUAGUUAAGUAGAUUAGUAUGAGAAAGUGAGUCUUGCCUACUUAGACAUUUUUUAUCCAUACAAAUAUCUAGACAUUUUUAUUAAUCAUGCAAAAACAACCUCUAAAAUUUUGUACCUUUUAAAUUCAAUUUAUUAUUUUUUAAAUUAUCAUGUUAUUGCAAAAUAGAUAUGAAACAUAUGUCAUACUGUGUAUUGUUAAACUUAAUUUGUUGACUGUUUGCAUGAUACAGCUCCCAUCACAAAAGACGUAGAAGAAAGAGACGACAUCGAACACCAAGUCCCCAGCAGUCAAGCCACAGUUCUAAGGAUAGUUCAUCGGAUGAUGAAAGAAACAACAAUGAGACUGAGAAGAGCAAAAAGUCAAAGAAUGAAGAUGAAGUCUGGAGAAAAUCCGGAUCAAUGUCCAGGAAGCUGUCUAUUUCCUCCACCCAAUCCGGAAGUCCUCCUCCAGACAGUACCCAUUCCAGUAAAAAUAUAGUUAAGGAAAUUUCUUCAAAGUCCAAAUUGCCCUCACCAUCUAGAUCUCAAGAAAAAACAGAGAAGGAUAAAUCUUCAGUGCCACUGCAGUACCAGAUACUCUCUUCUCCCACCAGUAAAUCACCAAAGCCAACAAAGUACAAGACCCCUUCCCCUGUCAAACAUAAAUCUCCCCGUCCCACAAGAUUUCACUCCCCUUCCCCAGCAGAUAGGUACCAAGCAUCCCCAUCUGUCAAGAAGAGAUCAGUUACCUACACCCCAGACAGAAAGAGGGCCUCACCUCAACCAAGGUCAAGGAGUCAUUCAAGGUCGCACAGUAGAUCAAGAAGAAAAAAUUAUUCCUGGUCACGAAGUCUAUCCCGAAGUUACAGCAGAAGUGUAUCAAGGAGUCGAUCACGGCGGCGAGAAUCCCGCAGUCCAUCGAUCCGUCGGAGGAAAGGCUCCCCCAGUCAUUUGGAUAAACGAAGGAUUACUAGAAUAGCAGCAUACCUGCCAUCAUGUGCCAGGAAGCGACCGAUCCCGUACUACCGCCCCACACCCCCGAGUCCUAGUUCUGACAGUGAUGACUCGUUCUACCAUUACCACCGAUCUAAGAGUCCCUCUCGCCACAGACAGCGCAGCAGGAGUAGUAGUAUACUUCACUACAGCCGCCGUAGCUGGAGCAUAGAUAGCGACAAAGGAAUAUAAUGUACUGCAUGGAUAGGAUUGAAACGUGAUGUACAGCUGACUGCAUCAAACAAAUACAUGUAUGGAAAAAUAAUGUGCAGCGUAGACAUAAGGCACUAGGAUUUGAUUUUAAUAGUAAGAUGCAGUUAAUUUGACUUUGUCAACAUUUUUGAUAUCGUAAAAACUUAAUUGAUCAUAAGUUGCACCAUAUGGUAUCCUGGGAAUGAUGUCACAAUUUGUGUAGCUCCACUUGUCCUAUUUUGUUGCAACAGCAAUAUUGCUCUGAGUCAUUCUUCAGAUUACAUUGAAUGCAUUCAAAAAAUGUAAGGAAUGGAAAUGGUUUAUACUUAUUUUGCACAAUAUAAAAUAGAUUAGGAUAUUUAUAAAUUACUUCACUUUAUAUCAUAUAAGAUGAGUAGAAAUCAUUUCAUCCUAAAAUAAUGUACAGCAUAGAAAGUGCAACAUAAAAUAUCAGCAAAUAAAAUGUACCAAAAAAAAAAGAAUAAGACAUACGGUAGGCAAAGAUAAAGACACCUUUAUUGUUUCCUAUAUAAAAUCAUUACUAUUAGAACACAUCAUCUUAACUAUUAAGUGAAAAAAAUUCCCAAAUGUGUUGAAGAUUUGUUGCCCUCUAUAGAUCUGUGGUCUUAAUUUCAUUGGUUAUGGAAGUCAUGUGAUUCUAAAGUAGUCCAGAAAAAAAGGUGCAUAUUACCGAUUUGUUCUUUAAAUGGAUGCUGUUAUUUUAGCUUGUAAAAAUGAACUGAUACCAUGACUAAUGUUGCACUUUAUAUAGAUGUUGAAAGUGCAAUUUUGUUUUGGAAAACACUGUGCUUAUUUGUUUGUAAUGAAAUCCACUUAUGGCUCACUAGCUGCCAUGGCUGCCUGUUAAUGAAAGCUGUUUAGUGGCAUAAUGUUGUCAAGUCUCACUCAUUCGCUGUUUAGUUUCACUCUGUCCUUGUGAAAUCUCAUUAGCUGUUUAUUUUUACUUUUUUAAAAUCUAUUUAUAGAUACAUGUACCAUUAACCAGAGGUUGUCAGUGUUAUGCAUAUGCAGAUUAUCCAUUUCCAAUUAAUUUGAAAAUGGGAGCCCUGUUGGCUAUAGUAAUCACAUUGUUCAUCCAUCCAUCUGUCUAUCAAUUCUUUGGCUAUAGUAAUCACAUUGUUCAUCCAUCUGUCUAUCAAUUCUUUUGUUGUGAAACAUAACUCGAACAGAUUUUGCCAUUAUGUUUUUGAAUUUAUAAAAAUAGAUUUUAAUUGUCUUACUCGCCCAGUAUGGUUAGUUAGUAACUUCAACGUAACUUUGUAAGGUACAGGAAAAAAUAAAAUGAUACAAAACAUAUUUUUCAUUCAUCUGUAAAAGGAGGAUUGUCAUGUUGGAAAGAAACAUCAAUUAAAAAACUAACACAAUUUACAAUUUCAUGAUGAGUUUUCAAUUUUUUUGUAUGACUAAUUUUAAAAUAGUGUAUUUCCAAUUUUAGUAAAUUGUAAUAUUGAUCCGAUUUUGCAACACUACCUCCAAUUCAAGUUUGAUACAUUUUCAUUGUGACUAUAUCAUGAAAAAUUUUCAACAUACAGUUUUUAUAUUCUAAAGAAAGGUAGUUAUUUAUUAAAAGAAGACACCUUAUGGAUUAUGGUCUGUCUGUUUGUCCAUCAUCACUUUUGUUGUAACUCAAUAUCUUAAACCUUUUUCUACAAAUAGCUUUCAUAUCUGUACAAAGAUAUUUGACAGUUAAAGAAAGAUCCCAAUGGAUUUUUUAAUCAUGAGGUCAAAGGUCAAGGUUACAACAGACUUGCUACACUUAGAACUUUUAUAUUUUAUACAAAGUUAAUGUAGUUGAUCAUGCUGUUGAACAUAGAAAUGAAGAUUAAUCACUCCUCUCUGUCUUUACAAACAUUAAUAAAUUCUCUGUCAUUAGCACUAAGCUCAUGUAAUACAUGAAAAGUUCUUAGCGGGGCCUUUUCUGGCUAAGUCAGUUUUCUGGUACAUCUGUAUACAAAUGAUGUAUGAUAUACUUUUUAAUUGUUUUUAGGAAAGGACUUGUAUAUUCAGGACUUUAUGGUUAUGAUUUGGAAGAUCAUUCCAUUCACUUUGAUUUACUUUGAGUAUAUUAAGUAAAGACUUCUUUUAUAAAGCUACAUGGUUUUAUAAUGUGUAGAAACUGUUUGUGUAUCUUACAUUUAAUUUGUACAGUCUAGUCAAUCUAUUAACAAUAUUGGGAAAUUGGAAGGAUUACCAUAUCAACAUGGUAACACUUACCAAAUACUACUACCUGAAUUUGAAUCGUGAAAACAAUGAACUGCAAUAGAAUUUGAAAUACAAAUGCAUGUAUGUUAGUCUGCCUUUUGAAUAUAUUCACAAUUUCAAUGUUUUUGCCUUUGAUAUUUUUACAAAUUUCAAUGAUAGGUAUUUAUUUGAGAAUUUCGGGGAAAAAUGGAAGUAGAAUGUAAAUGAAAGGAAUAAAUUUCAUUUUUGAAAAUAUGUGAGGGUAUGAACUGCAAUGCUUUAUGUCGACAUACUCCAUGAAGCGCAUUAGCUAACAUGCUUCUUGAAAUAUACCGUCACAUUUAUUUUCAACAAUGAAAUUUAUUUCUUGAAUAAAUGUUUUAAAAACAAUAGAAAUUUGUAAAGAGAUGAACAGAUAUUACUGUACAUAAUCAUGUGAUAUUUAAGCAAAGCUAGGAUGACUGCAAUUUGGUAUUUUGUGAUAUAUUGUUUUGCACAGGUUGUAAGGAAUGUCAUAGGGCAAUGUUGUGGUAGUACGUGCAAUAUUUGAGUUCAGAUGAUUAUGAUUUUUACUGCUAUACUCUAGUCUUUUGUGUUUAAAACUUGGUGCAUUGUAAUUAUGUGUCUGUUUGAAUUUAAAUUUUAUAUUUGUUUCAAUUCAGAUGAUUUUAGUUUAUAAACAUAUUGUUUUUCAUGAGUGAUAACCUAAUUGAUCAAGCCCAAAGUUUCGAUAGCUCAAUCAGAAGUUUUGGGAUAAUUCAUCUCUUACAUUUCAGCAUGUAGUACUUGUAUAGGUAAACAACUUGAUAUUUCUAACUGCAUUUGUUACACUGAGAAGAGAAUUGAAUGCAUGGUGACAUUUGUAAUCGAUUUCUGGUUAUUUUAAAGUUUUUAGACUCAAAUAUAUUGGAUUUCCUUAUACAUGUAUGUUCCUUUACAAAAUUCCCCACUACCUACUUUUAUCAAACUAAAUCACCCACCCUCAAGUUGUUAAAGGUUGGCAACAUUGAUGAAUAUGUUGUAUUUGCUUAAUGUACAAUUACUUUUAAACUCGCCUUAGCUGAAAUCUUGAACUUUUCUGAUCACUUUAUGUCUGUCGUCUCUCCAUCUGCCUGUCUGUCCGUAAACUUUUCUCAUUUACAUCUUCUCCUCCAGAACCUCAGGGCCAAAUUCAAUCAAACUUGAUAAAAAAUCAUCCUUGGGUUAAGGGGAUUCAAGUUUGUUAAAAUGAAGGGCCAUGUCCCUUUCAAAGAGGAGAUAAUCAGGAAAUGCAAAAAUAAGUUUGGGUCAUUCAAGAACCACUUUGGUAGAAAAGUUUAAAUUUAGAAGAAAGCCUCCUGACAUAGUGUGGAUUCAAGUUUCUUGAAAUUAUAAACCCCCAGGUGUAGGGUGGGGACCAGUAUAGGGAUCAAAGUUUUACAUAGUUAUAGGGAUCAAAGUUUUACAUAGUUAUAGGGAUCAAAGUUUUACAUAGUUAUAGGGAUCAAAGUUUUACAUAGUUAUAGGGAAACAUCUUUGAGAAUCUUAUCAAGAACAACAGGGCAAUGAUUACUCAUACAUGUACUAGUAUGCAAGCAACCCCAGGUAGUGCAGGUUCAAGUUUGUUAAAAUCAUAACACACACACACAGUUGUAGGAUGGGGCCACAGUAGGAGAUACAAUUUAAUGAGAAAUAUAUAGGAAAAACUUCUCAAGAACAACAUGGCCAUGAUUAUAGUCAUAUUAAUAUGCAAUCAUCUUCAGGUAAUGCAAAUUCAAGUAUGCACAAUUCAGGGGAUAGGGUUGGGCCACAGUAGGGGAUCAAUGUUUUAUAUGGGAAUAUGUAGGGGAUUAAUUAAAACAAAUUCUUUUCAAGAAUAGCAUAGUCAUACUAAAUCAUCAAAAUGCAAACAUUCCUAAAUUUAGUGGAUUUAAUUUUUUUAUGCAUGAUCUAAAAUCCAUCAUCCAUAUGGAGGUUUGUAAUGACUCGUAAAUGACUCAUGUUGAUUUUCAGGUCAAAAAGUUAUCAUGUAUUUAAUUCCCCUGUGUCGAAGAUUGGAAGGUAUAUUGCUUUUGUCCUGUUUGCCUAACCAAAUUAUAACUUUUGAAUGGUGAGUGAUAGAGCUCUUAUAUUUCAUAUGUGCAUUCCUUAUGACAAGACCUUUCUUUGGUUGUGAUUUUGACCUUACAUUUCAUACCAUGAUCUUUGACCUUGUAUCAAUGUUAUGCCAUGACCCUUUGAGGCUAUGUUAGGGCCACAAUGUAGGGUAAAAAGAUGAAAUGGGAAUAAAGAUUUUUUUAAAUCUUAAAAUCACAACAACACAUUCAGGUGAGUGAUAUGAUCCAUGGGCCUCUUGUUUCAAAUAUUGAUAUUCAUAAGGAUGAAAUUGUAUAUUUCAUCAGCACAAACUCCUCAAAUAGGUUUGAGACAGGGAGCAUUUUUGAUAAGUAAUAAAUAUAAGAUAUUUUCAUGCUCCCCAAAUCAAAUUAUCAGUUGGGAAGGGGGAUACUGUUUUUGUAAUGUCUGUGUCUGGCACACUGUAACUGUGGACAUAGUCAAUUGAAAGGUUGAAGUCUAAGGUAUGAAUAAUCUGAAUGUUCAAUUUUGCGAAAGCUCAUUGGCAGAGUCUUUCACAAACGCAUGUUUUCAUCUAGUUUCUUGCUAGUGUUUAUUUUAAUGUCGUGAUACAGGGAAAAAAAGGUAAAUACCAUAAAAUGGUAACCAUCCUGAUUGAAAUUGAUUUAUUGAAGACAAUAAAAUCAGUUUAAUUUUAUUUGAUUUAUCGGGGGAGGUUGAAUUCAUGUACUGAUAGUUUUUAAAACACAGAUGCGAGACCUUGGGGGGGUGGGGGUUGCCAUUUUGAAAACCUGUGUUAAAAACUAAAAACAAACUUCAGUACUUAUGGGCUGAAACAUCUUAGGGCAAAAUGUCUCCAUCUGGGGUGGAUUCUGCAUGUAGAUUUUUGUUGAACUGUCAAUGAAUCCUCCACUUUUAUUUCAGAAUAAUGCCAAUUAUAAGUAAGGAUUUGUGUACAUGCAUGUAUAUUUGACUGGUGGAAAUAUAUUUUGGGUGAUUUUUCAGCAAUUGAUGAAAUGAAUUAACAGUAAUGUGAUCAUGAUGUAUGAAUGUUCUUUACAUGGAAAUGUCACCUGGGUUCUUAUGGUAUUGUUUGAUGCAUUUCAUUUUCAUCAUUGUCAAAUGCAACAAAUCCUUUCAUAUUUUAUGUACCAAAUAUUAUUUUGAAGUUUUUUGCCAAAUUCAAUGUGUUUUUCUUGUUUUACCUGACAAUUCUUUACCUGGACUUAUUUCAUGGCUGUAAUGCUGUCUUUUGUAUAUUUUUUAUGAUAUUGAAUUUGUUAUUCUAUGGGAUCAUUCUCUUCACAUUCCAGUGUGUGGUUUUUGUUUAUUUGUGUUGUUGUUUUUUUUUUGGUUUUUGUGAAUGGAUUUUAUUAUACAAAUAUAAAGUCACGAAGUAUUUACAAA
Molecule: messenger RNA, 9803 nt
Organism: Ostrea edulis (European flat oyster)
Lineage: Eukaryota; Metazoa; Mollusca; Bivalvia; Ostreida; Ostreidae
Product: serine/arginine repetitive matrix protein 4-like
Exons: 8
Coding region: 3375-4139 (254 amino acids)
Source: RefSeq, a predicted model, not a curated record